CAUCCCUCAUGGCUGCCUGCCGGAUGUAGUUUUCUAUAUAAACAGUAAAUUACCGGAGACGUUUGGUAAAUUUGGCUUGUUUUAAGUUUGAAAGAGCCGCUCUUGAUCAAUUUAAUGGCAACUGAGGAACUAUAGAAAGCGGGGCAUUACAACGGAGAGGCUCUAGAAUUUCGCUCACUUGAACCGAAAGAAUCGAUUUAAUUCAGGUGAAUGAAUGCCGAAAUAGGUUGAUACGCAACCACUUUAAAAGUACCCUCCUGGUAAAGAUGGCUUAAACCAAUAGCCAUAAUGGUGAGAACAGCAGAAAAACAGCACAAGAAUUGAAACAACUGAUUUAAAAAUCCACCCUGAAUUAGAAAUGGCGACUGGCAGCGAUUCUCCAUCAUCUCAACGAAGCUUAACAAUGGAGGCAUUCUCUGAUGAGGACGAAGAAGACAAACAACCUCUCCAAGACAAACAUUGCGUGUCAUAUCUGGAGGAAACUAAAGCGCCUAGCAAAACAUUUCUGCCUCAGAAAUUUCGCAAAAAAUGGAGUCGUGCAGCUUUUAUGGCUUCCGUUGCUUCAUUAUUCGUCACUGUUAUAUUCAGUGUACUCUCGUUCGUGGCUUCCAAAAGCACUGAAAGUUCAUCCAUUUUUGCCAGCGCAUUAGAUGGGAUUAUGGGGGCUUUCAACUCUCUGGCCGUGGCAUGGAGAUUUCGAGAUGCGUCCAAUGGUGAAGUUGCACCAAAGCGAGAGAAAAUCGCCGCAUUUGGAAUCGCAGUAACUUUCAUGUUGAGUGGAAGCGCAACCACUUCAAUUGCUAUUCUACAUCUUAUGGCAAAAGACUACCCUGAGAAACCCGCCGAACUUAUUGCUAUUCUAGCUUCCAGUUUCACAUGUUAUUUCUUUCUUGCUCUCGUUCAGGACUGCAUCGCCAAGAAACUUGAGAGUAUCUCAUUAAAAGCAUUCGCUAUCGAUUCAUGGCUUGCGGCAGGCAUGUCACUGGGAGUGCUGGUUUCUACGUUCAUCUACAGGCAAGUCGGAAAAAGCGUUUGGAUGUUGGAUCAUUCAGUGGCGGUAUUUAUUGGUUUUAUAUCCGUCAUAUAUGGCAUCCAUCUAAUAGUCCAAAUAGCAUUUUGCACGAAACACCCAAAACUUUGUUGAAGAGUGAGAAACCGAGUUUUUUUCCAAAGGUUACUUUUUCAGUGGCCCCCUUUUUUUCCUUAUGUGUCAAUGAAAUGUAAUGGGAAAUCGCUCCUUUUUGUGGUAAAUUGUGAUUUCGCGUAAACCUUACAUCCAGAUACCAAAUUAAAAUAACCAAUGUGAAGUAUCUUGUUCUUUUGACGAGAACAGAGGGGGUGACUGCGUUCGCAGGCCUCCGAGUUCAGCUGGUCAAUAGAAAGGACUGUUUUGUUUAUUUUCGCGCUAUCAAAUUCUUGAAUUAAAUCAACAUGCUAGUUACUCAUUCUAUAAAAUGAGAGUUGCAAAAGUAUUUCAAGGUUAAUUGUUGUGUUUACAGCAUCGUCGCUCAAAAAAAAGAAUGAAAAGUUAAAAGUACCGUAGUUUUAUUGUUGCAAUUAUGUCUUUCUUGCUUCCAUGGCUUGCUAAGGAUGCAAAUCAGGUCUUAUCAUGUAUCGUAUAUGCACAAUAAAUAACGUGUAUUUCUUUGUUCUGAGAUGUUUGUGGACAAGCGAUUCGAAAUAACUGGUUAGACUUGAGCACUGUUGCUGGUUUAACGAACUAUUACGUUUCCAAUUCAACACUAAAAUGUAAUCUUUUUGGAGUCACAAGUACUACCCAGCGCGGGCGAUUCAAAAGUGUUUGUGGGAUCCAUAUCAUAGCCUGGAGAAAUCUUCACUGAGGCUGGCUUGAAGAAAAGUGAUGGCCUAAAGAUCUCUCAACCAAAACAGCUGAGUUGCCAAACUGCUAAACUGUAGCCUUCUUGUUUGCAGCGAAAGAAGUCUAGGCACGAGACUGAAUGUGCGUGCAAAUUACUCACAUGGACUUUCUUAAAAUCGCUUUUAUUGUUGUUUGGUUGUUUGUUUGUUUGUUUCUCGCACACCUGGACGAGAAUAGCACCAAAGCUAUGUUCAUAGUAGAUUUCUUGCCACAUAAAUCUGUUCACCUCUACCUUCCGAGUUCAGUAGACAUCUCAGCAUAGGAGGCGAACGUUGUGGUGUGUUAAAACCUGUUUAUUGUUAAAUGAAGUCUUUGCGUAUGUCUUACGGCAAGGCUGUUUCCAGAAUAAAAGAAAUUGUCACUGUGUGACUUUUCAAUGAUAAUUUAAAACCUGCGUAAUGAUUUUUGUGAAAAGUGGCAAAGAUGUACCGAUUCCGCAUAUAAAUAAAAGGAAAAAGCGUGAUCAGCUUAUUUAACUUUUUUAGGCCCUGAUUCAUACAAACAAAGUUAACAUAUUCAGUU
Messenger RNA from Pocillopora verrucosa, 2401 nucleotides. Its product is annotated as transmembrane protein 163a-like. The record is from RefSeq and is a predicted model, not a curated record. Gene Ontology annotation, molecular function: monoatomic cation transmembrane transporter activity. Lineage: Eukaryota; Metazoa; Cnidaria; Anthozoa; Scleractinia; Pocilloporidae. Gene Ontology annotation, cellular component: membrane. Gene Ontology annotation, biological process: transmembrane transport; monoatomic cation transport.